GCAGUCAGCCUAAUGACGUCAUUUUAGGCGUACUGGGAAGGAUACGUGGCAUAGAACCGGUAGAGAUUUUAUUAAAACCUUCAAGUAAUUUCAUCAAAUUUGGUAUCAUUUAGUAAAAAGCCAUAGCACAAUGGCAACAUACCAAGAGUUUAUACAGCAAAAUGAAGACAGAGAUGGUGUUCGAUUCAGCUGGAAUGUUUGGCCAUCAAGCCGACUUGAGGCAACAAGGAUGGUGGUACCACUAGGAUGUCUCUACACACCAAUCAAAGAGAGGCCAGACUUACCACCUAUUCAGUAUGACCCCGUUUUGUGUACGAGACCCACCUGCCGUGCCGUUCUCAAUCCAUACUGCCAGGUGGACUAUAGGGCAAAGAUUUGGUCUUGUAACUUCUGCUUCCAGAGGAACCCUUUUCCACCACAAUAUGCCGCAAUUACUGAGCAACACCAGCCAGCGGAGAUUAUCCCACAGUUCUCAACCAUUGAAUACACCAUCACACGAGCAACCUGUUCCCCACCAGUCUACUUGAUUGUUCUUGACACAUGUAUGGAGGAAGAUGAUUUGCAAGCUAUCAAAGAGUCACUACAGAUGUCUCUGAGCCUGCUGCCUCCUAACGCCCUGAUUGGUCUGAUCACGUACGGCAAGAUGGUUCAGUUACAUGAGCUGGGCUGUGAGGGAUGCUCCAAGAGUUAUGUCUUUAGGGGCACAAAGGACCUCAAUGCAAAACAGAUCCAGGACAUGCUUGGUAUUGGUAAAGGCGGAGCAGCGCCAGCAGCAAGGGGAGGCCAGCAGCAGCAACAACAACAGCAGCUACCCUCCAACAGGUUCCUCCAGCCUGUACACAAAUGUGACUUCAGCCUAACAGACCUGCUAGGGGAGCUACAGCGUGACCCGUGGCCUGUCACACAGGGCAAGAGACCCCUACGGUCAACUGGCGUGGCUCUGUCCAUCGCUGUUGGACUUCUGGAGUGCACAUUUCCCAACACUGGAGCCCGGAUCAUGCUGUUUAUGGGCGGUGCAUGCACCCAGGGGCCGGGGAUGGUUGUAGGGGAGGAGCUGAAGUUUCCCAUCAGGUCCCACCAUGACAUUGAGAAGGACAACUGUAAAUACAUGAAGAAAGCUAUGAAGCAUUAUGAGGGCCUAGCUAACAGAGCGGCAAAUAAUGGUCAUGUGAUAGACAUCUACUCCUGCGCCCUGGACCAGACUGGCCUUCAUGAGAUGAAGUUCUGUUCAAGAUACACUGGUGGUCACAUGGUGAUGGGAGAUUCGUUCAACACCUCGCUGUUCAAACAGACCUUCCAGCGAGUCUUCUCCAAGGAUGCAAAGGGAGAGUUCAAAAUGGCAUUUGGAGGAACAGUAGAAGUCAAGACUUCCAGAGAAUUGAAAGUAUCAGGAGCUAUCGGCCCCUGUGUGUCAUUAGGGAUCAAGGGACCGUCAGUAUCAGACACAGAGAUGGGUCUGGGCGGCACAUGUCAGUGGAAACUGUGCGGGCUUUACCCAAACAGCACCCUAGCAUUCUUCUUUGAAGUAGUCAAUCAGCACAAUGCGCCCAUACCCCAGGGUGGUAGAGGCUACAUACAGUACAUCACGCAAUACCAGCACUCCAGCGGGCAACGUAGAGUCAGGGUCACAACUGUGGCCAGAAAUUGGGCGGAUGCCAGUACGAAUAUCCAGCAUAUAUCAGCAGGCUUUGACCAGGAAGCAUCCGCUGUAUUGAUGGCGAGAACUGCUGUGUUCCGUGCAGAGACGGAUGACGGGCCAGAUGUACUCAGAUGGCUUGAUAGAAUGCUUAUACGAUUGUGUCAAAAGUUUGGAGACUUUCACAAAGACGACCAGAACUCGUUCCGGUUCUCGGACAAUUUCUCCCUGUACCCACAGUUUAUGUUUCACUUGAGACGGUCACAGUUCCUACAAGUCUUCAACAAUAGCCCUGAUGAAACUUCAUAUUACAGAUACAUGCUGAAUAUAGAAGAUUUAACACAGAGCUUGAUUAUGAUACAACCCAUUCUGUAUGCUUAUUCCUUCAGUGGCACGCCCGAGCCCGUGCUUUUGGAUACCAGUAGCAUACAGCCAGACAGAAUACUUCUUAUGGACACUUUCUUCCAAAUUCUUAUUUAUCAUGGAGAGACUAUAGACCAGUGGCGCCAACAGAAGUACCAGGAACUCCCAGAGUAUGAAAACUUCAAGCAGCUUCUACAGGCUCCAAUAGACGACGCUCAGGAGAUUCUGCAGACACGGUUCCCCAUGCCAAGAUACAUCGACACAGCUGCUGGCGGAUCACAGGCUCGUUUCCUGUUGUCGCGCGUCAACCCAACACAGACUCAUAACAACAUGUACGCCUACGGAGGGGGCGGAGCAGGGGUUCCCAUGAUUGGGGGUACAGGGCCCCAACAGGAGGGAGCAGCUGCAGUGUUGACAGACGAUGUGAGUUUGCAGGUGUUUAUGGAGCACCUGAAGAAGUUGGCCGUCUCCUCCUCUACUUGAUGGCUCCUCCCACAUGUGACCUCUGACCUCAUAAACCACGCCCACACUGAUAGCACCUACAGUCAUGUGACCACAACUCCUACUCUCAUGUGACCAUUGCCUCCUCAUUUGAGGCUCAGCAAGGGGAGAAUUAUCAGUGAAUUUGACAAGUUUUGCUUACUGGAGGACAUUAGAUUUGCCAAAUUGUUGAAUUCUUAAUUUUUGUAACUGUUUGAUUUAGGUGAUCAACCUGAGAAAAUUGUUUAUUGCAAAUAAGAUAAUUGUACCUAAAUGACUCCUAUAUAGUAUCAGGUAAUUAAAACCCAUUCAGAUACGACCAUAAUUACCAGCCUUAUUUAAUAACAAUAAAAUAUAUCGAACCAAAGUCCACAUAAGGUCAUCAUGUGACCACUAAAUCCCUCCAUUGGUUAAACAGUUAUGAAUAUAUAUUUGAGGGUGGUUUGGCGUCAUGUCAAUUGCAAAAGAAAGUUUAUCUGCCAACAUAGAUGAGAUUUACAUAUUUUGUUUUAAACCAGCAUUUUUUUCUCUGCUUGGAAGCCUUUGAAAGGCAGGUUUCCAGGUAUAUAAAUCAUUCAGUUAUUAAUAGUUCCAUUUAAUCUGUUAAGCAGUAAAAAUGAGUUAAAUACUAGUCACACUUCUAUUUCAAUACAAUUAAUGUUUUUUUUAAAGCAUACUUUAAAGCCGGUUUAAAGUCUCUAAAUAAUGGUAAAAGAUUGUACGGUUGUAUGUAAUUACCAAAAUAAAUGGUAUAAUGUUACUGUGUUUCAUAACCAUUUGUUUUUCAAAAUACUUAAAAAAAAAAAAAAUAAGAUUUUACUGGUCUACAUCAUAUUGUGUAAACUACCAAUUAACUGGGCCAGCCACAAUUUAUAUCUACAGCUUCACCUGAUUGCAAUUCAAUAACUACUGAUUUACUGAAAUUAAUGUUAGGAAAAACUGCCCUCUCAUUGGACAAAAUAGAAUGUUGACCACUACAUUUUAUAAAGACAUUUGAUUCAUAUUUUUAUUUGGCAGUGUUUGUGAUAUAUCAGAAGGGCACAUGAAUGGGAAAACUAGAAUAUGUUUAUGAAAAUUGUCACUUAACAAAUGCUUUCUAUCUUAACAUUCAUUUUUUCUUCGUAUUAAGAUCUUUUCCUUCAUUGUAAGAAGGAUUUAAAACAUGUUUAUCAUCGUUCUGCUUUUCCAUUGGUUGAACAUACCUGUAACCAAUUGAAUGUUGUUUGUACCUGUGAUUUCUUUCCCCUCGGUGCCAUGGAUUUGUAACUGCCCUCUGGCCCAAAUUUCUCGAAGAAUCUUAAGUCCUGUAACAGGAUUAAGCUAAUCACACUCACUUGUUUUAAAAAAUAUUUAGAUCUAUUUUGGUAUUAUUUUUGUAAUGGUCUCCUUUUGAAGAGUUCAAAGAUUUAAAGGGAAAAUUUAAUGAUCUAUAUGAUAUUCACAAUAAACUAUUUUCUAUUUUGUAUAAUCAAGGUUUAAGUAAUUUUUGCUAAAAGAAAUCAUACCAACGUCUUUUGUAUAUAAAAGCUUCUUACAUUUAAGAUUUUUACGAGAAAUUUGGGUUAGGUUUUAUUGUAAUUUCAUCUGUAAUAGUUGAAAAGCUAAUAAAAAAACUAUUUGACUAUUAUACAAUAGAUCUUGCACAGUAAAUGUUUUACAUAAAAUCUCUGUUUGAUAUUGUAUUUCACAUGCUAGAUUUAAUAAUGCCAUGAUCUUAAGUGCUGCAUCUUCAUAUAUAGUUCUAUUAUUGUGUAUGAUUUUAACAUUUAAAUAUUUCAACUGAGCUGACUGAUGCACAUGUAAGUUAAAGGAUUUGAUUCAGUUCCAUAUCCAGUCACCGAAAUUAGAUUUUCGGAUAAGCAAGCCCUAAUUGUUGCACUAUGGCAUUGCAUGAACAAAUAUAACAAGCCCUGCUAUAUAUUAUAAGCAAGCCCGGAUCACAUUGUAUCACUAAAGGGUUUGAGGGUUUGUGCUGUUUUUGACCAUUGCUGCCAUUCAACAUGCAAUUACAUGGGCAUUGUUUCAAUAAAGGCCAAUUUAAGUUGAAAAUUGAAAUAUCGUCCAAGUCAUUAUUUUGCCACGUAUUAAUCUGAAUUGAACCUUAGCCAGCUGUGAAAAUAAACACAAAGUCAAUGAAAUAGAUUUUUUAUUUCUUGCCAUUUGUGAUGUUUAUACUUCGAUAAUUGAAGUUAUAACAAAUCGUUUAUUGCAACAGCCCCCUAGUGUUUUAAUGGUGUACAUGUAAACCAGCUGCUUUCCAUUGUAUCAGUGAUAGAAAUAAUUGUAUUUGAAAUUAGAUUUAUGAUCAUUAUGCCUUGAUGGAGUAUUAUUGUUUUCCUGCAUAUAUGUUUUUGUUGCUUUAAUUAUGUAUCAGUGUUGAAGAAGGUCAGAAUAAAGUGUAAAAACUUGA
Mya arenaria is the source of this 4889-nucleotide messenger RNA. RefSeq names its product protein transport protein Sec23A-like. The transcript has 20 exons. The record is from RefSeq and is a predicted model, not a curated record. Gene Ontology annotation, cellular component: COPII vesicle coat; endoplasmic reticulum exit site. Lineage: Eukaryota; Metazoa; Mollusca; Bivalvia; Myida; Myidae. Gene Ontology annotation, molecular function: zinc ion binding; GTPase activator activity. Gene Ontology annotation, biological process: intracellular protein transport; COPII-coated vesicle budding; COPII-coated vesicle cargo loading. The coding region runs from base 131 to 2482 and encodes 783 amino acids.